CUACUGUUUCCCCCUCUUUGCCACAUGCAGAAAUCUCGUUUUCGUCGCGCAUCAUUCACCAGCUUCCUCCGGGAAAAGGCAGAGACCCGCCGGUAGUACAAAGGCCGGCCGCACAUGCAUGCUACCUGCUAGGUGUCGUACUGCUACUACUGCCACUGUGCACCACCCCACCACCUGCUUCUUCCAGCACAGGCUGACGCUUCAUUCUCCCGUCCUCUCCUCUCCUCUCCUCUCAUCAACCUCUGACCUCCCCGACCCCGAGGCCGCCGUUCGUUCGGUGCCGCAAGCCUGUCCCUGUGCGCAGCAGCGGCGGCGGCUGGAGCUGGUCGUCGGCGCGCAACGAUGGCCGUGCGCUUGCCGCUCGCGCUCGCGGCAGUGGCGGCGGUCCUGCUGCUUCUCCUGUGCCGCGGCGGCGGAGCCGAGGCGCGUGUCCUCCUCACGCUCGACGACUUCGGCGGGGUCGGCGACGGCAUUGCCAACGACACCCAGGCUCUGUUGGACGCGUGGACCGCCGCGUGCACCUCCAGCGAGGAGGCCGUCCUCGCCGUGCCGGCCGGCAAGGCGUACCGGAUCUGGCCCGUGCAGCUCUCCGGGCCCUGCAAGAAGAAGCUCAAGCUGCUGAUUUCCGGCGCGAUCGUGGCGCCGUCGAGCCCCGACGAGUGGGCGGGGCGGGACCCGAUGAAGUGGCUCUACAUCUACGGCGUCGACGGGCUGUCCGUCAGCGGCGGCGGCACCAUCGACGGCAUGGGGCAGCAGUGGUGGGCCAGCACCUGCAAGCGCAAGAAGACCCAGCCGUGCUACUCGGGGCCUCGUCCAAAGGCGGUGCACUUCGAGGAGUGCCGCGGGGUGAGCGUGCAGGGCGUGACGCUGCAGAACGCGCAGCAGUUCCAGCUGACGUUCACGCGCUGCUCCUGCGUGAAGGCCAGCUUCCUGCGGGUGAUCGCGCCGGCGGACAGCCCCAACACCGACGGCAUCCACCUCAACGACACCUCCCACGUCCACAUCACGGACAACCUCAUCUCCACAGGGGAUGAUUGCGUCUCCAUGGUCGGCAAUUGCUCUGACGUCCAUGUGAAAGACAUCUCAUGUGGGCCUGGCCAUGGUAUCAGCAUCGGGAGCCUGGGAAAGAACCGGACCACGGACAUGGUGGAGAACGUGAGGGUCGACACCUGCUUGCUCACCAACACGACCAACGGCGUACGGAUCAAGAGCUGGCAGGGAGGCAUGGGGUUCGCGCGUGACCUGCGGUUCGAGAACAUCCUGAUGAAGAACGUCUCGAACCCCAUCAUCGUCGACCAGUACUACUGCGACCAGCCCACGCCCUGCGCCAACCAGACGCAGGCGGUGGAGGUGCGCAAGGUGGAGUUCGCCAACAUCCGGGGCACGUCGGCGACGGCGCAGGCGAUCAGCAUCGCGUGCAGCGACACCGUGCCGUGCCGGGAGCUGGAGCUGGCGAACGUCAACCUGACGCUGGCGGAGGGCGGCGGCCGGGCCACCGCGCUCUGCUACCGGGCGUCCGGGAAGAGCGUUGGCACCGUGGUCCCGCCGUCCUGCCUCGCCAAGUCCUGAGAGUCAUCAGCUAGUGAAUACACACAUAUGAUUGUUGAUUUGGAGCUGUUGUCAUACCCCAAACGAGCUUGUCGAUUGUACACGCUGUUUUUGACGACAAGGAAACACAGAGAAGAUAUAUUGGAGUUUACGUGCAAAAUGCUGUGUGCUAGAAAGGGGGAGCUCGCUCUCUUUCUAUGUACUAGAACUGCAGUGAAUUGAAGGCAAUAAGCUAUAAAUAUAUGGUAACAGUAACA
This is a messenger RNA of Sorghum bicolor (sorghum), 1805 nucleotides long. Its product is annotated as probable polygalacturonase At1g80170. The transcript has 7 exons. Gene Ontology annotation, molecular function: polygalacturonase activity. The record is from RefSeq and is a predicted model, not a curated record. The coding region runs from base 343 to 1569 and encodes 408 amino acids. Gene Ontology annotation, biological process: carbohydrate metabolic process. NCBI's taxonomy places the organism in Eukaryota, Viridiplantae, Streptophyta, Magnoliopsida, Poales, Poaceae.